AUGUCUUUCUCAGCGUUGGUUAACCGUGGUAUCCAGCGGGCGAUAGGGCGAACACCGGACGACGCUGAGGACUACGACAGGGCCAAUGGGGACCAGGCAUACCAGGCCAACACCUCCAAACUAUCGACACGACUUUGGGAUGUCCUUUGCAGGACGUUCGAUCUUGGGUUUAUUGGCUUUGGCGGACCACCCGUCCAUUUCCAGAUCUUCCACAGGAGGUUCGUAGAAGGGAUGGGCAAGACACCGUGGAUCGACGAGCAGACGUACCAGGAAAUAUUUGCGAUUUGCCAGGCCCUACCGGGGCCAGGAUCAACCAAGAUGCUGUUCACAAUAGCCCAAAUCCAUGCUGGAUUGUUGCCUGCCAUCUUCGUAUUCCUACUGUGGUCCCUUCCUGCAGGCAUUGCAAUGUACGGGCUGGCGUUGGGAGUACAAAGGAUCUCCACAGUCCUUCCAGAGCCCGUAUACGCCCUCCUCUCCGGCCUCAACGCUGCCACCGUCGGUAUCAUCGCCUUGGCCGCCGUCCAGCUUUCACGGAAAGCCAUCACCGACCAGGUCACUCGACUCCUCGUCGUCAUGGGUGCCUGCGCAGGAAUGUGCUACAAUGCCCUCUGGUACUUCCCCGUACUCAUGGUCAUCGCUGGUAUCGUCACCGUCGUCUGGGACAUGUGGCUACGCGGCUCCAUUGCACGAUUCAAGGAAAGGCGCAAACGAGUAACCAACCCUUCCAUCACCCCAGAACCCCUCGCUGAAAACGGCAUGGCAAGCCCGACCACAUCCAACCACCAUGAAACAGACAUGAAAGCCGAUGCAGCCUCAUCUCUCCACCGCCGACAGCCACAGACGAACGGGUCCGACAUCGAAUUGGUAGAACGCACCAGCACGGCCGACGGCGCGCAAUCCGCCAAAUCAGCCUCUCCAACGCCCACUCCAAAACACGAGCUCAAAGGGCACGGCAUCCCCGUCAAAUACGGGCUGGCGCUCAUCGUCCUCUUCUGGGCCGCCUUCACAGCCCUCAUGGUCGUCCGCGGCACACUCGACACCCCACCCCUCCUCCUCGCCCUCUUCAACAACAUGUUCCUCGCAGGCACCAUCAUCUUCGGCGGCGGACCCGUCGUCAUCCCCCUCCUCCGCGAAUACGUAGUCGAACCCGGCUGGGUCUCCCCACGCGACUUUCUGCUCGGCCUCGCCAUCAUCCAGGCCAUGCCAGGUCCCAACUUCAACUUUGCGGUCUACCUCGGCGCGUUGGCUGUGUUGAGCGACGGCGGGAGCAAGUCGCCUGGGAUGAUGUUCGUGGGCGCUCUGCUCGCUUUCAUCGGCAUUUUCACCCCUGGAAUCUGGCUUUCGGUUGGGUUCCAGUCGAUCUGGAGAGCCUUGCGCUCGAAGCCCAUUGUCACCUCAUUGCUGAGGGGCGUAAACGCGGGAGCCGUCGGCCUGGUCUUCACAGCCGUUUACCGUCUUUGGGAGAUUGGGUUCUUGACGGUCGACUCCAACCGGGGGGUCAGUCUGGGGAAGGAACCUUGGUGGCUGGUCGUCGCUGCCUCCACCUUUACCGGUGUCGAGUGGUUCUCGGUACCACCGCCUGUCGCCAUCAUGCUGGGCGGCGUGGCUGGUUUGGCGUGGUAUGGCGUUGUCAGUCAGUAG
This is a messenger RNA of Coprinopsis cinerea okayama7#130, 1641 nucleotides long. RefSeq names its product chromate transporter. Gene Ontology annotation, biological process: chromate transport. NCBI's taxonomy places the organism in Eukaryota, Fungi, Basidiomycota, Agaricomycetes, Agaricales, Psathyrellaceae. The record is from RefSeq and is a predicted model, not a curated record. The coding region runs from base 1 to 1641 and encodes 546 amino acids. Gene Ontology annotation, molecular function: chromate transmembrane transporter activity. The transcript is spliced from 2 exons.